Molecule: messenger RNA, 3438 nt
Organism: Musa acuminata AAA Group (dessert banana)
Lineage: Eukaryota; Viridiplantae; Streptophyta; Magnoliopsida; Zingiberales; Musaceae
Product: ubiquitin carboxyl-terminal hydrolase 15-like
Exons: 11
Coding region: 295-3345 (1016 amino acids)
Biological process (GO): protein deubiquitination
Cellular component (GO): nucleus; cytosol
Molecular function (GO): cysteine-type deubiquitinase activity
Source: RefSeq, a predicted model, not a curated record
CCAUCCAAAUUAUUCGUUAGUAUCAAAACAUUCGUCUCCUCUUUCUCUCUCUGCCGUCCUUUUUGGGGUUGGCUGUCUCCUUUACAUCGGCGGCAACGGGGAGAGCUCUUAUCGUGCACCAGCAGCGCUGGGGGAGGAGGGGCAUCGGUUUUGGGAGGUUUGGCGGGCGAAACCGAAGGCUGUAGGUUGCGUGGUGGCCGCCUCCGGCGGAUCUAUGAUUGGCGUUCGACGCGGCUUGGGAGGUCGGAGAACGGGAGCUGCUGGCUGGCGUGCGGCGGCGGCGGCGGCCGAUAAAUGCCCCUCCGCGGAGAUCUAGGCCCCUCCGCGGCGGCGCUUUUGGUCCUCCUCUUUGCCCCCGUGCUUGCUUUCGUGGUGCGCCGGAGAUGGCGGCUCGCGGUGGCGAGGCGGGAGGAGGUCCGGAGGCUGGCGCUCCUCGCUGCACAGGAGGCGUCCCGGGCGGAGGUGGAGGCGAUGGAAGCCUACGCGGCCGCGUGGACUUCUGCUGCUGUCGCUGCCAAAGGCGUCUCGAAGGAUCCCUCGGCACGGCCAGAGUGCCCCGUGUGCUUUUGCCCCGCUAUCGCGAGGUGCGCCCGGUGCAAGGCUGUCAGAUACUGCUCUGGCAAAUGCCAGAUCGUUCAUUGGAGACAAGGCCACAAAGAUGAAUGUCAUCCUCCACCUGUUAAUGAUAAUUAUAAUGGUGCAACAAGUGUAUCUUGUUCAAAGGUAGUGCAAGCUGAACAGCCUGGUUUGGAGCAUAAAGAGGAUCUAAACAUGAAAGCAGUCGAGAUGUCUUUCGAGAGGGCUGCUGCAUCUGAAUCCCGUUUCUCUCCUGAUGAUCUCAAUGAGGAUGACGUGUAUGUUCCUGGAAAGGAAAAAACUUCUGAUUCUUUUGCUUUACCAUCGAUACCAAUUUAUUCAACAGUUUCUUAUGGUAUUGGGACCCCUGAUGAUGCUUUGGCUAGUGGCAAACCACAUCUCCUCCAUAAUGCUAGGCUAGAAAAAUCUUCAUCUUCUGAAAUACCUACUACUAGCGUCAGAAAAGCAGUCAAUAAUAAUGAUGCAAAUCUUACUAGCUUUUCAACUUCUAAGCUUUCUAUAUCAAGUCCUUUGGUAAAUGGCACUUUCUCUAGUAACAUAAAAGAGAUGGCGUUUACAUCUAAAACCGAGGUGGAUGAAUCUGUGUUGAGUGGCCCAACUGGUUUAAAAGCAACUGCGUCUCUGGAUCAUACAAGUAACAAGCACUCUAAGAUCACUGGUGAGGAUCAGAUUGCUUCUCCUUGGACGGUUCAUGAUGAGACCUAUAUAGGUGUGGGCUCAACAAGUGAAAUUUCUUCUCAUGUAUCUGCUUCAUCAAAAGCUAAAUCUCAGUCAGAGAACAAGAAGAUGCAAGCUUCAAACAAAGAAGAAUCAGGAUCUGUUGCUAAUGGGAUGAAGACUGAAGUGCAGUCACUGAAGUCCAAGGCUUGUAGACCUUUAGCAUCUGCUUCUGAUCAAUUAUCAUCUAAUGGUGGUGCUCACCCUGUAGCAAUUCAUAAAACCUCAAAAAUUGGUAAUGCUUCUCGAGAACCCAUCAGAUUAUCUGAUUCUUCUGGUGCUAUAGCAAAUGGUCUAUCCAAAUAUGCAAAAAGACUUGUUAAGCAGUCUACAUCUCCCAAAGUUUCUAGGCAUUACCCCUCAGAGCCGAUGCUUUUUCCAUAUGAUCUCUUUAUCAAACUUUACAACUCUGACAACAUUGAAUUGCGCCCUUGUGGUCUCAUUAACUGUGGCAACAGCUGUUAUGCUAAUGCUGUUCUCCAGUGCCUGGCAUUUACUCGGCCAUUGACCGCAUAUCUUCUUGAAGGUCUUCAUUCGAAAAGAUGUCCAAAGAAAGAUUGGUGCUUUACAUGUGAAUUUGAAAGUCUUGUGAUGAAUACAAAGCAAGGGAAAUCACCUUUAUCCCCUAUAGGGAUACUCUCUCAUUUACACAAUAUUGGGAGUAAUUUUGGCCAUGGGAAAGAAGAAGAUGCCCAUGAAUUUUUAAGGUAUGCAAUUGAUAUUAUGCAGUCUGUUUGCUUAAAGGAAGCUGGAGCAAAACCAGAUGAUGUAUUAGCAGAAGAAACAACACUGAUACAACAAACUUUUGGUGGCUACUUGCAAUCCAAGAUAAGGUGCUAUAGGUGUAAGAGCAACUCAGAGCGAUGUGAAAGAAUGAUGGAUCUUACUGUCGAGAUACAUGGUGACAUUGCUACCCUUGAUGAAGCACUUUCCUGUUUUACAUCUCCAGAAAUUUUGGAUGGGAAGAACAAGUAUGAGUGUGACAGAUGCAAGUCUCGUGAGCGAGCAAGGAAAAGAUUGUCAAUAUUGGAGGCUCCCAAUGUCCUGACAAUUGUAUUGAAGCGAUUUCAGUCUGGUAAAUAUGGCAAGCUCAACAAAGCUGUCCGAUUUCCUGAGUACCUCAAUUUAGCUCAUUAUAUGAGCAGAGAUGAUGCAUCCUCUAUGUACCAGCUGUAUGCGGUGAUCGUUCACAAAGAUGUGAUGAAUGCUUCCUUUUCUGGUCACUAUGUUUGUUAUGUGAAGGAUACACAGGGCAAGUGGUACAAGAUUGAUGAUAGCGAGGUAAAACCUGUGGAGCUCAAGAAGGUUCUGUCAAAAAGUGCAUACAUGCUUCUUUAUGCCAGGUGCUCACCUCAUGCCCCGAGCUUAGUAAGGAAAGCAAUCUCCCAUGAUCCUUUACAAGCGAGGAAGAUCAGGAGCAAGGAAGCCAGUGGAAAGUCAGGUGGUUCAUCAAUUACAGAACAAAGGAGCCACUUCUACCCACAACCAAUGAUGGGUGAUCGUGCCAAUUUUCAGUCAUCAGAUCUGUUCCGUCCUCCCUUGAAUGAUUCUUCCAGCGACAAUUCCUCUCUUUUCGAUGAAGGCUCCUCCUGUAGCACCGAGAGCACAAGGGACUCGGCAAGCACUGAAGAGAACUGGGAAUGCAUGUCUGGAGAGUCAGACUGUAUCAACUCAAAUAGCCUCAGACGCUCCAAGGAAUCUAAUGGACUCACUCAUUCACCCCUGUUCUCCAGGCAUUCAUCGAAAAAAGUCUUACAUGAUGAUUCUGGACGGAAUGCUAGCUCUUCAGGCAGGGAAAUUGAUCAUGUGGAGGUUGGGAGGCUUGCGCCGAUGAAGCAUCAGGGGGGCCGAACGACAUGCUCCGAAGGCAGUAAGAGCUCAUCCUUUUUGUAUCAUGAUAAAAGCCAAACAUGUAGAGUAACAGAACAUUGUAGCACUGUAGAGACCGACUGGAUUAACCCAAGUGAGGUGAAGUCUGGUGUUGUAUUGAGAAGACCGAGUAGGGAAAUAACUGCCCAAACAUUUUAUUGAUCCGUUUGGGUUGUAGAGAAAAAUAAUGUAGGUUGUAUUAUGCCCAGCGAAACCUAGAUGGACAGAAAAAGAGUAAUUUUUGUUGACCUUUUA